This is a messenger RNA of Benincasa hispida (wax gourd), 1074 nucleotides long. Its product is annotated as putative O-methyltransferase 3. Lineage: Eukaryota; Viridiplantae; Streptophyta; Magnoliopsida; Cucurbitales; Cucurbitaceae. Gene Ontology annotation, molecular function: protein dimerization activity; O-methyltransferase activity. The record is from RefSeq and is a predicted model, not a curated record.
AUGAAUAUGAAUUUGGAGGGUGGAAAUAUGAUAGAAAUGGGAGGGGAUGAGUUGUUGGAAGCUCAAUCUCACAUAUGGAAUCAUAUCUUCAACUUCAUCAACUCUAUGGCUCUCAAAUGCGCCAUUCAACUUGGAAUUCCAGACGCCAUCCACAGUCAUGGCCCCAACCCUAUGCCUCUCUCUCUUCUUCUUUCAUCUCUCCAACUCCAUCCUAAUAAAACCCAAUUCAUAUACCGCUUGAUGCGUUUAUUGACUCACUCUGGCUUCUUUAUUCUACAAGAGGAAGGAUAUAUGCUUACCAAUUCAUCUUACCUUCUUCUUAAAGACAACCCUUAUGCUGUAUCUCCUUUCGUACUUUCCAUGCUUGAACCAACUCUCCUAAAGCCAUGGCAGUUUCUCUCAACUUGGUUUCAAACUAACGAUCGAAUGCCAUUUGAGACGACUCACGGAAUGCCACUUUGGGAGCAAAUGAGGAAGAAGCCAAAGCAUGGAGAGGUUUUUAAUGCAGGCAUGGCGAGUGAUGCGAUGUUGGUGAUGAAUGUGUUAUUGGGGAAACAUAAAGACGUUUUUAAGGGAGUUGAGUCUCUUGUUGAUGUUGGUGGGGGCACUGGAACAAUGGCCAAAACCAUUGCAAAGGCUUUUCCACAAAUUGAAUGCACCGUGCUUGAUCUUCCUCAAGUUGUGGCGAACUUGAAGUCUGAUCAACCAAACUUCAAAUAUGUUGAAGGGGAUAUGUUUAAUACUAUUCCUCCUGCUGAUGCGCUUUUGUUGAAGUGGAUAUUACAUGAUUGGAGUGAUGAAGAAUGUGUGAAGAUUCUGAAGAAGUGCAAAGAAGCAAUUACAAGCAAUGGUAAAAAAGGAAAAGUGAUGGUAAUUGAUUUGGUGGUGUUUAAUACCAAAAAUGAAGACUCAAUUGAGACUCAACUAUUCUACGACAUGUUGAUGAUGACUAUUACAAGUGGAAAAGAGAGAGAAGAAAAAGAGUGGGCUAAAUUGAUUAAAGAAGCUGGAUUUGGUGCCUACAAAAUUUUCCCUAUUUUAGGGUUAAGAUCUCUUAUAGAGAUUUACCCAUGA